Molecule: messenger RNA, 1277 nt
Organism: Ceratotherium simum simum (southern white rhinoceros)
Lineage: Eukaryota; Metazoa; Chordata; Mammalia; Perissodactyla; Rhinocerotidae
Gene: SRGN
Product: serglycin
Biological process (GO): secretory granule organization; negative regulation of bone mineralization
Cellular component (GO): secretory granule
Source: RefSeq, a predicted model, not a curated record
UUGUUCAGGAAAUUGUGACGUGUUUUCUGGGCAGGGUUUGAGGUUUUGGAACCUUUUCUAAAAGGGACAGAGAGCACCCUGCUACAUUUCCUAAUCGUGAGGUUGGCGUCCAGGCCAUAGAGCUGAAGCGAGCUGGCCACGAUGCAGGUGCUUCUCCAGGGCAGUAGGCUGAUCCUGGCUCUCGCCCUCAUCCUCGUUUUGGAUUCUUCCAUUCAAGGUAUUCCUGUGCAGAGAGCCAGGUACCAGUGGGUCCGCUGCAGUCCCGACAGUAAUUCUGCAAACUGCAUUGAUGAAAAAGGACCAGUGUUUGAUCUACUGCCCGGUGAAUCCAACAGAAUCCUCCCUCCCAGGACAGGCCCUUUUUCAAUGACAAGAUCCCAGAACUUGAAUGAUGUCUUCCCUCUCUCUGAGGACUAUUCUGGAUCAGGCUCCGGCUCUGGAGCAGGAUCUGGCAGUGGCUCUGGAAAUGGCUUCCUAACAGACAUCGAGCAGGAAUACCAACCAGUAGAUGAAAAUGAUGCUUUUUAUUACAAGUUUAGGUCUAGGGAGAGAAAUCUGCCCUCAGACAACCAGGACUUGGGUCAAGAUGGACCAGAAGAGAAUUUUAUUAUAUAAAAGAGAAGGUCUCCUACCUUGAUGCCAGGCAAUGUAUUCAGUAUAUUUUGUGUACCAUGGUUAAAAGAUUAAUUUUGGGACAAAAAGUUUUAUAGAAAUUUUAAAACACCUGAAAAAGUUUAAGUUUUAUCACUUUUUUUUCUCAUGAAUUCUUAAAGCUUCCGUUAUCUAUCCUAUUGUCCUGGAAAACACCUAUGUUUCCUUUGUAUCACAUUCAACCAACAUCACUAUGAAUUAACUAGACUCUUCAUGUCUAUAAAAUUGCUUUAAAGAAUAAAUUACACUGUUUUUAAAAAAUUCAGUUUGAGAAGCAAAUUGACAGGCAGGAGUUCAUACUGAAGUCUUCAGGAAGCUGAUGCUGAUUGUGAAUUAUAGAUAUACCCCUUUUGUUAUGAAAAAACCCAGAUGAAACACACAGUGAAUUUAGAGUGGGCAUCUGACAUGUUUUACAGUGUGAAGUGUAUUGUUCUAAUGUUACUAUUGAUGUGUUUGCAGAGCUAGUGGACAUCCUUUGUUUAGAAGUAUAAUUGCUGUUACAAUUAGAAACUUAAGACCCAAAUUAAAGCACAUUGUGCUCUCAGGACCUCACACCACUUUCCCUUUUCUUGUGGAUAUCUGUGUAUUUUCAAAUGUUCCUCUAUUAAAGCAGAAGUAUAAUCAAA